CGCGAGGAUAUCCUGAAGCUAAAUAUCUCUACUGUCAUCUUCAACUCCUAUUGUUCUAUCCGGUAUCCCCUGAUAGGAGGCUUCUUCUGAUGGCUAUCUGCAUCACGUUCGGGCUGGAGGAGUUCACCUCGCAGCUCCAGGGCUAUGAGAAUGUGGUUGCCUAUUGCUAUAACUGUCAUAAUUGGAAUGCGCAUUGUGUUACGAGAUGGCCGUGGUUUACCGUCUGCUUCAUUCCCGUCAUCCCUCUCUCUUUUCAUAAGUACAGAGAAGUAACAUGUUAUACAUGCCGCGCCACACAAGAUCUACGAGAUCGACCCGACAUAACACCAGCAACACGACCACCUCAGUUCCCACCGUACAUGAUUCCAGGUCAUGGACUCCCGCCUGGUUCGGUCCCGCCUCAACCUCCUCAGCCGGCGUAUGCGUAUGGAGGAUUGCCGCCGCCAACGGGGCCUCCGCCAAAGUAUACCUAGGUUACAUGCAGUUGUACUAGGCAUAGCUUUUAUACCCUUGUGCACCUUUCUUUCUUUUUUUUUUUUUUUUUUUUUUU
Molecule: messenger RNA, 550 nt
Organism: Monascus purpureus
Lineage: Eukaryota; Fungi; Ascomycota; Eurotiomycetes; Eurotiales; Aspergillaceae
Source: the annotation of a GenBank genome assembly